GUUUUCUUGAUUACUUCCAUUUGGAUUUUUUGAAAAAUAUGUGUCCAGUGAAAAUCUGUCACAUAACAAAUUAAACAUACUGCCAAAACACAAACAGGUGACAAUAACACAGUUAUUAAAUAGUUGCUUGGUCAAGUUUCUGGUAGAAAUAGGCCGCCAGCGCCGCCAGCCAUCUAUACCAGCUUGUAAUUAUAUAACAUAACCACACGACAGCUAGGGUACGUUAAAAUUAUUAGAUAUGUCAAACCAUUUGGGUGGGAAAAAAACUUGGUGAUGAUGUUUCAGAAGUGGGUUUACCGUUAACGUUCUUGAAAGAAUAACGAAUGAUGACGCCUGAUUUGGGGAGUUUGUGGGGCUCUUGGAAUUUAGUACAGAUACUGCGAUAUGGGGUUGGAACGCAGUUCUGGAGAGAGCUCCCCCCUGGCAUUAUAAAUCAACGAGGAAACUCAAAGCAUGGAACAUCUUGGCAAAAGACUUCACUCAGGAAUAUGGAAAAUGCGGUAGUGUCUGAAAAAUGGUCAUAUGUGACGGUUUUCAAUGGUUUACUUCGUGGAACUGUUAAAAAUCAGGAUCUUUUCAUCGAAUUAAAUGAACUAAGUGGUCAAAAUGAACAUCUGAUUGCCGAAUAUGAAAAAUAUACCCAAUGGGGCAAUUACAAGAGGAGGAAUCCCAACCCAACGGAGGUGUGGCAUUCCUUACUUGGAAAUGAUUUUAAUGAUACUCAUUCCCUCAGGAUUAAUCGUCAGCCCAAGUUAAAUUUCUGUAGCAAGAACUUUCGGAAAAACGAAUAUCAAGACCAACUUCGACUAUGCAGUCUCGAUGACAAAUUGGUGUACAGCGUCCCUGCUAUGUAUAGCAGAUAAGAAGUUGGGAAGAAAAGUUUAGAAAGUUUGCUCCCUGAAGCAGUAGCUGGCUGGCACAGUACACUGAUUAGAUUGAAAAUUACACAAAUUGCUAGAAAACGUUUUCCACAUACUCAUCUGUCUCCAUUUUCCUGGGAAACAAAUAGAACGACGAAAAAUAAUCCGGCUGUCACUUCCAAGCUUAAUGUUUACCUUUCACGUAUUGAACUCGGCAGACUGAAAAAGAGCAGUCUGGCGGCAACUUCCACGUCAAGAAAAAGACUAGUUGUCAACUUGUCAUCUGUGCUAACCGCUGUGGAGAAUAACAACAACAACAAAAAGAGGAGUAAACAAAAAGCAAAGUACGGUGUCUUCUCAUCCAAAUAAAAGGGAAGCAUUUUGACAGCUUAAAGCUGUUUGCAAGGUUGAUUGCUCGCAGGUAUAUAGUGUACGUCUGGCGUUGAGGGGCGCGUUCUGAAAACGAGAAAUUUCUAGGGCCAGUUAAAGACAAAAGAAAUGCCAUAAGGACAACUUCCAGGAAACAGGGAAAUAAAAAAUAAAUUCAUGUCUACUGUCGGUCUUACUCAUUAAAUGAAUAGACAACAAAAUGAACGUUUGAAAAAUGAGAAAAUAAUUACAAAUGAAUCAAUUGCCGCACGCCAGUUUAUUUCUAAGUCAAGGGAGUUUAUAAGUAGUAUAAUAAGGUAGGUGAAAGUUAUUUUUUUCUUUCGCAUUUGACAUCACACGAAAAACCAACAUAAUAAUUAAGAAUGGGUGAAUACGUAAAAAAUAAUAAUAAUAAAAGACAAGGCUCCAAACACAACACUGCAUAGUGUGCGGUUCUUUACGUGCUUAAUACGAUUCCUCUACUUUGAUUCGUUGCAAGGAUUAUGGGAGAAUGGGGAACAAGGUUUUUUUUUUUUUUUUUUCUAUUUCAUUGUGUUAUGACGAAAAUCGACAACUUGAGCAAUGCACAAAAUAUGAAUUGAAAACUAUGAUUUUUUUUGUUUGUUUUUAAGUCACUCAAAGGUAAAUUUUAAAAGUGAUUGAACGCACACGGAUCCUAUCCAUGUUAAAGGUCUGAAAGCCAAGUUCUUAUUGCAAGAGGCAAAAGAUAAGAAACCGUGGUAAGCGAUCCACGUUCCGUCUUAUGGAAAAAAAAAAAAAAAAAUCUCUCUCUCUCUCUCUCUCU
This is a messenger RNA of Daphnia magna, 2034 nucleotides long. RefSeq lists its product as uncharacterized. Bases 324 to 863 code for a protein of 179 amino acids. The transcript has 7 exons. NCBI's taxonomy places the organism in Eukaryota, Metazoa, Arthropoda, Branchiopoda, Diplostraca, Daphniidae. The record is from RefSeq and is a predicted model, not a curated record.